AUGGAUGAUGAGUGGAACUCAAUGGGUGAUUCUAAUUCAUUUUAUUCUGAAUUUUCAACUGAAAAUUAUGAAAAUCCUCCCUUCUCUAACUCAUCUUCUUCAUCCCAAGACCCAGAUAAUCCUUUUUCCGAGCAAAAUAUCAUUGAGUGGUUCAUGGAUGAUACUCUAUCGAACCUAAUAAACCUACGACGAGAAGCUAUAGAAAAUGAGGCUGCAUCCUCUCGGCGUAGAAGAAGGCCAAGACGGGUCAUUGAGAGAAACCGUGAAGAAGCAGAUCAACGUUUAUAUAUUGACUAUUUCUCUAAUAGUCCAACGUACACCGACGAUUUAUUUCGGCAAAGGUUUCGAAUGCGAAGAAAUUUAUUUCUUCGCAUAGUUGAAGCAAUGCGUAUGUUAGCGUAUGGGAGUUCUGCAGAUUCCAUUGAUGAGAAUAUACGACUGGGUGAGACCACUAUAAUGAAGUGUAUGAAGAGAUUUGUUCAAAGUAUAAAUGAUGUGUUUGGGGAAGAGUACUUGAGAAUGCCAAAUGUUGUAGACGUACAAAGGCUAAUGCAAAUUGGAGAACAAAGGGGCUUCCCAGAUUUGUGGAUAUGGCAUUCUUUCUUUGGUCUUGCAAGUACAUUAAAUGAUAUCAAUGUGUUGGACCGAUCUCCCAUCUUCCACGAGGUCUUGGAAGGUAAAGCACCUCAGGUAAAUUUUGUUGUUAAUGGUAACCAUUACAAUUUGGGUUAUUGCUUAGCAGAUGGAAUAUAUCCAAGUUGGGCAACCUUUGUGAAGUCAAUCCCCUUACCUCAAAGUGCAAAACAUAAAUUAUUUGCAAAGAAACAAAAAGCUGCAAGAAAAGAUAUAGAAAGAGCAUUUGGAGUGCUCAAAGCACGAUUUGCUAUCAUUUCUAACCCAGCACGCAUGGGCUCCAAAGAAACACUGGGACAAAUUAUGAGAGCAUGUAUAAUCAUUCACAAUAUGAUUGUAGAGGAUGAACGAGAUUCAUAUGCUAUUGAUUAUAAUUAUUCGAAUGAAAGUGUGAAUUGUAAUGUAUCUGUACCUGAAAAUAGUCCUAGCCACUUCAUUCGAAAUGAGGAUUAUAUUCGAAAUCAUGCAAUGAUUCGCAAUAGGCCAACAAACCAUCAACUACGAGAAGACUUGAUUGAGGAGAUAUGGAAUCGGUUUGGUGGAGAAGAAAAUUAA
This is a messenger RNA of Ipomoea nil (Japanese morning glory), 1188 nucleotides long. RefSeq lists its product as uncharacterized. Lineage: Eukaryota; Viridiplantae; Streptophyta; Magnoliopsida; Solanales; Convolvulaceae. The transcript has 3 exons. Bases 1 to 1188 code for a protein of 395 amino acids. The record is from RefSeq and is a predicted model, not a curated record.